Molecule: messenger RNA, 1896 nt
Organism: Neurospora tetraspora
Lineage: Eukaryota; Fungi; Ascomycota; Sordariomycetes; Sordariales; Sordariaceae
Exons: 1
Coding region: 34-1794 (586 amino acids)
Source: RefSeq, a predicted model, not a curated record
AGGGGGGUGGUGGGGAAGGAGAUAGUGGAGGAGAUGGUGAAGGAGAUGAGUGGUGGUAGUGGUAUUGGUGUCGGGGCAGGUACUGGUACUACCUUUGGAGAUGACAAAGUCGUUGAUAUCCCUGGUGAUGGUGAUGGUGAUGGCGUUCAAGUUGGGUCUGACAUGGGAGUGGGUGUGGGUGUCGUCAAUACAGAAGCGUUGGACGGAGCUGCAGUGGUCUGCACGACAAACAAAGCCGAUGCAAGCACUGGAAAGACCACCAUGGGAAUUGUGGAGGAAGGAGCAACGAGACUUGUUCGAUUGUGGGUGUCGGGGGAGUUGCGAGCUCUGUUCCGACGCCCAUGGUUUACGCGCGUGUGGGUCGUGCAGGAGGCGUGUCAGUGCGCCGACACUGUCUUUGUAUGUGGAAUGAAGCCGCCGGUGAGCUACGACAUCGUUGGGGCGAUUGCCCUUUGUAUGAUUCACGCCGUGCGAGAGGUUUUGCGCAAGAGUGGUUACGCGGCGGACUGGGACGGCGUGAGCCCCCUUAGCACUGACAUUGAACUACUAGCUGGGGUGAUGAUAACAAGAGAUGUGAUCCCGGUUAUGGGCCUCUUUAUACAACAGAUAGCUCAGUCUCACGCAACUCGUGAGCGUAGACUCCAGCAGAUCAUGGAAGGGGAAGGGGGCGACAAUCUAUUUCGACUACUCACCGAUACGUACACGGACAGGUUUUUGUCUAGAGAGACGAAGCUUCACAGAGAUCGGGUUUAUGCUUUGCUGGGUCUGGCGGCGGAUGUUGGCGACCUAGAGAUCAAACCAGACUAUUCCGGCCAAACGGGAACUGCACAAAUCUUGAUCGAGGUAGCAAAGGCUAUCAUCGGAAAGACGAAGGAUGGAUAUCCGGUCGAGCUUCUCUCUUAUUCGCAGUUCCCCAAAACAAUUCUCGACGAUGGGAGUCAUGACAAGCUACCAUCAUGGGUACCGGAUUGGAGGUCUGGCUUGCGAUACGCUUUUUAUUACUACACCAAUCCUCAGAAAGGGAAUACGGGAACCAAUAAGAAGAUGCUCAUGGCAUGCGGGCCUCAUCGUUCAGUCGAGAUGGUGCCGAAUCGGACCGCUGGGAUUUUGGGUUUACGGGGAUAUCUCGUUGACACCAUUGAAGUGGCGGGCGGGAUGGUAUAUAGAGGGCGCUUCAACUUGGCGACGAAUCUGCAGGUGUGCGAUCACCAUAUUGCGUUCUUCGAGAAGUUGGACAGACUAUGGGAGCUUUCGAAGCAGAAGGACGAACCCAUAUACGAGACUCCGGCACGAAGGGAGGAGGCACUUUGGCGUGUGCCCGUUGGAGAUAUUGCAUCCGAUUGGCAGAUGACCAUGCUUCAACAUAGGACAAAGACCGAUUUGGUCCUUGAAUAUCACAGGUUGAGACGUAGUUUGGAGCAAUUGCAAGCGCUGGAAAUCGACAUGACUGCGCCCGGCUGGAUGGACUGUAUGGAUGAAGAUAAGAAGAAGAAGGUUCUUGAAUGGACUGCACACUCAUUGGAGGCAGAUGGAGGGAAACACUAUGACGACUGUCUCGCAAAAAUGGCCGGCAAGAGCUUAUAUCUCACGAAGAAAGGGUACAUGGGAAUGGGGCCGCAUGAGAUGAAGUCGGGGGACGUCGUCACUGUCUUUCCAGGGGCAAGGAUCCCCUUCGUCCUAAGACCAACAGCAGAAGAAGACACCUUUACUUACAUAGGGGACGCAUACUGUGAUGGCAUCAUGGACGGAGAGAUCACCCUCAGGGAGGAAAAACGGGAUUUCUUCCUCGUCUAGGCCAAGGUGUAUGGGAUAGAUGUAAGCAAAAUGGUGAUCCAAUUGAUUGGAUAGAAAGUGUGUGAUCUGAUGAAAAGAAAAUAGUCUACUCCCAAGGCCUUU